Tachysurus fulvidraco (yellow catfish) is the source of this 1530-nucleotide messenger RNA. It is a transcript of the gene prmt2, whose product is annotated as protein arginine methyltransferase 2. Bases 83 to 1324 code for a protein of 413 amino acids. NCBI's taxonomy places the organism in Eukaryota, Metazoa, Chordata, Actinopteri, Siluriformes, Bagridae. Gene Ontology annotation, cellular component: nucleus. The transcript has 9 exons. Gene Ontology annotation, biological process: peptidyl-arginine methylation. The record is from RefSeq and is a predicted model, not a curated record. Gene Ontology annotation, molecular function: protein binding; protein-arginine N-methyltransferase activity.
UACAUGACGGCGGCAGAAGUAGACACUUCCUGUCUGCGGUGUGUUCAUGUGGAUAGUGUUUAUGUGUGUGUUUGUGUAGGAGAUGAGUGAUUGUGAGAACACACACACUAACAACAACAUUAUUACACAGGAGUUUAUAGCGUUAGAGGAUUUUAAAGCUACAGGAAAAGAGCAGUUGAGUUUCUCAGCAGGCGAUAGGCUGCUAAUCCAUGAGCAGGUUUGUUCAGACUGGUGGUGGGCCGAGCGGAGCGGCUGCUUCGGCUACGUUCCCUCUGCGUUCCUCCAGCGAGGAGUCGAGGACGUGGAAGACGCCUGGCAGGACGAGGAGUAUUUCAGCAGCUAUGGAACUCUGCUUCAUCUGGAGAUGCUCUCGGACCGGCCACGUACCGAAACCUACAGGCAGGUGAUUGUGAGCAACAGCGCCGCCCUGAGGGGCAAAGUGGUGCUGGAUCUGGGAUGUGGAACCGGAAUCAUCAGCCUGUUCUGUGGCCGUUUUGCACAGCCUGCAGCUGUCUAUGCGGUGGAGGCGAGCUCGGUGGCUAAACACACUGAGAAACUGGUGAAACUAAACGGGUGUGACGGCGUUGUAAGCGUCUUUCACUCUAGAGCCGAGGAUCUGACUCUUCCAUCUAAGGUGGAUGUCCUCGUCUCAGAGUGGAUGGGGAACUGCCUACUGUUCGAGUUCAUGGUGGAGUCUGUGCUCCGUGUGCGGGAUCACUGGCUGAAGGAUGGAGGGAUGAUGUGGCCUUCAUCCGCCUCACUGACACUCGUUCCCUGUGAGGCCCAUGCUGACUACAGCCAGAAAAUGGAAUACUGGGAAAAUAUCUACGGCCUGGACUUCAGCUGUCUGCAGCCUGUUGCUCAGGAGGAGUUCUUCUCCAAGCCAAAGUUCAGCCAUCACCUUGUCCCUGACGACUGUCUCUCCACUGCAUGUGAUGUCAUCACUCUGGACAUGCACACACUGAGCGUGUCUGAUCUGGAGAAACUGAGAGGAGAGUUCAGAUUCAUCAUAGAAAGAUCUGGAACUCUGCAUGGAUUCACUGCUUGGUUCAGCACAUUCUUCCGCAGUUUAGACGAGGGAGGAUCGUCGCUAGAGCUCAACACCGGACCACAUGCUGAGUCAACUCACUGGAAACAGACUCUGUUCAUGUUGGACGGACCAACGGGAGUGGAGGAAGGUGAUUGUGUGGGCGGGGCCAUCACACUGCAGAGGAAUCCUAUUUGGAGACGUCACAUGUCAAUCACCAUAGAGUGGAGUAUAAAGAGGAGGAGCGAGACAACUUUCACUGAGAUGAAGUCGAAGCGUUUCCCCAUGUGGAGGUGAGCCUCGCUUCAGGAUUCAUGCAGUACAGGACUGUUAACUUUAAAUUUUGUUUACUACUUUAGCAUGCAAACUAGUAUUUUAUACGUGCACAAUGUGUUCUGCUCUCAGCCAAUAGAAAUACACGAUUUUAUACAGACGUUAAUUGAUGACUGUCUUGUAAUCGGUUCAAAUGUACCGAUGAAAUAAAAACAAUUCAUGAUCAUGGA